ACCUCGGCAAUGGACGUCUCCAAGGCUCUCCGGUUCCUCGUCCCCCUGUCCUGCAAGUUUGCCAUCCGCGCUGGCGGGUUCGGCACCGUUCCGGGCAUCGCCAACAUCAAGGGCGGCGUGACGAUUGACCUGCGAGGCCUCAACGACGUCGCUCUCAACAGCGACAACAUCACGGUCAACGUGGGCAGCGGCGCUACUUGGGGCGCCGUCUAUUCGCAGCUGCAGACUUCCAACUUGACGGUGGCCGGAGCUCGGGCAGGGUCGGUGGGUGUGGGCGGUUCGACACUGGGAGGCGGCCUCGGGGAUUUUGCUCCCAAAGCCGGCUUCGCAGCCGACCAGGUCAUCGCCUUCCAGGUCGUCCUGGCAAACGGCGACAUCGUGACUGCAUCGGCCACGCAGAACAUUGCCCUCUACAAGGCCCUCAAAGGCGGAUCGAGCAACCUUGGGAUCGUCACGAGGUUGACGUUCAAGACGUUUCCCAUUGAAAACAUAUGGGGAGGCACCAUUCUGUACAACAAGACGACGAUUGACGCCCACGCCCAAGCCCUGUAUGACUUUGCGUCCAAUCCCAGCUACGACGCCAAUGCAGGCUAUAUGCUCAGCUUCAUAUACAACCCAUCGUUUGGGACGAUCCUUGCCAGCCGACUGGCCUAUGCGGAACCCACGGAGAACCCGCCUGUGUUCCAAGCCAUCACGGCGAUUCCCAACCAGCUGCAGAAUAGUACGCAGAUUACCAACGUGGCCGCUUUCUCGAAUCUGUCUCUGUCGUUCAGUGCAGAUGGAUACCGGCAAGACAACUGGGACCUUACGUUUGAGAACAACGUUGUCUGGUACAAGUCCCUAUAUGGGCUGUUCCAAAACAGCAUCUCGAGUCUCAAGGGUGUUGAGAACGUGACCUGGGCCUUGACCCUCGAGCCCAUUGUCCCAGCCAUCUUGGCCCAGUCUCAGACCACUGGCGGCAACAUUCUCGGCCUCGACAACAUUACGCUUCCGGGACUCGCCCUCGGCGUCUUCUCCGCCACUUGGCAGGAUCCCGCCAAGGACAAGCAGGUCUACGAUGCGUCUGACAAGUUUCUGCAGAAGGUGACUGAUGUCGCCAAGAAGGCAAAGGUCUUGCAACAAUACGUCGACGUGAAUUACGCCGGGAGAAAGCAGAACCCGAUUGCGAGCUUUGGAAUGCCAAACGUUGCCUUUUUGAAGCAGGUUGCGAAGCAGGUUGAUCCCAAUGGAGUCUUUCAGAAGCUGGUGCCCGGCGGCUUCAAGUUGUGA
Trichoderma reesei QM6a is the source of this 1269-nucleotide messenger RNA. RefSeq lists its product as hypothetical. The transcript has 3 exons. The annotation marks the transcript as partial. The record is from RefSeq and is a predicted model, not a curated record. Gene Ontology annotation, molecular function: FAD binding. Lineage: Eukaryota; Fungi; Ascomycota; Sordariomycetes; Hypocreales; Hypocreaceae.